Molecule: messenger RNA, 893 nt
Organism: Oryza sativa Japonica Group (Japanese rice)
Lineage: Eukaryota; Viridiplantae; Streptophyta; Magnoliopsida; Poales; Poaceae
Source: RefSeq, a predicted model, not a curated record
AAUGUCCCCAUUCUCCCUCGCUUUAAGCUAAGCCCCCCCACAAGAAUUGGAUAAGCUCGAUUGACGAUUGCCAUGGUUGAUCUGAUCCACGAGACGGACGACGCGAUGGCCGAGGCGGAGCUGCUGCUGGAGCGCAGCCGGGCGAUCACCCUGAACGGCCGAGACAAGCGAGGCCGCGCCCUCGUCAGGAUCGUCGGCAAGUACUUCCCCGCGCGCGCGCUGGGCGGGCGGGCGGAGGCGGCGUUGAGGGGGUACGUGCGGAGGCGCGUGCUCCCGGAGAUCGGGGAGCGGGAGUUCGUGGUCGUGUACGUCCACUCCCUCGUCGACCGCGGCGACAACUUCCCCGGCGUCGCAGCGAUCCGCGCGGCGUACGAGGCGCUGCCUGCCGCGGCCAAGGAGCGGCUGCGCGCGGUGUACUUCGUGCACCCGGGAUUCCAGGCCCGCCUCUUCUUCGCCACCUUGGGGCGAUUCCUCUUCAGCUCCGGGCUGUACGAGAAGCUGAGGUACAUGAGCAGGCUCGAGUACCUGUGGGAGCACGUGAGCAAGGGGGAGAUGGAGGUCCCGGAAUGCGCGCGCCGGCAUGACGAGGAGCUCGAGCGCCGCCCGCUCAUGGACUACGGCAUCGAGGCUACUGACCGCCGGUGCAUGUUCGACGCCGCGUCCAUGGACACCUCGGCGUCCCUGCACUCGCUCCGGUGCAUCUCGUAAUCGUGGUGGCCGCUCGACUGUAGCAUCCGUAGCUGGCCUCGCCCCGGUCCUAUAUUCGUAGCUAGCGAAGGCACUGCCGCACUGUCGUAGUUUGCAGGCCCUGUUGUUCUUCGUUCCAUCUGUACAAAAUAGUAGUAUUUGUGGAAGUAAAAGAGAUAAUAAAGAGAAACAGUUUGAAAUGCUUC